Penicillium cataractarum is the source of this 2496-nucleotide messenger RNA. RefSeq lists its product as uncharacterized. Gene Ontology annotation, biological process: carbohydrate metabolic process. The record is from RefSeq and is a predicted model, not a curated record. Bases 1 to 2496 code for a protein of 831 amino acids. The transcript has 5 exons. NCBI's taxonomy places the organism in Eukaryota, Fungi, Ascomycota, Eurotiomycetes, Eurotiales, Aspergillaceae. Gene Ontology annotation, molecular function: beta-glucosidase activity.
AUGGACUUGAAAUCAGUUGAGGAUCUCAAAGACGUUCUACGGCCUGACUUCUUUCAUGGUUAUGCCACUGCUGCGGCACAGAUUGAAGGCGCUUGGGACAAGGAUGGCAAGGGAGUUUCAAUCUGGGAUACUUUCGGCCAUACCCCCGGCAAAGUCUCGGACGGGAGCACGGCCGACGACGCCGUGCGAGCAUACGACUUUUACCGUGAAGAUGUGGCGCUGAUGAAGUCCUAUGGUGUAAACGCCUACCGGUUCUCUCUGUCCUGGUCGCGCAUCAUCCCGUUAGGUAGUCGUGACGAUCCCGUGAAUGAACAAGGAAUCCAAUACUACUCUGAUCUUAUCGACGAGCUGAUCCGAAAUGGGAUCACUCCCUUUGUUACUCUUUUCCACUGGGAUACUCCCCAAGCUUUGGAAGAUCGAUAUGGAGGGAUGUUGAACCAGGAAGCGUACACCCCCGAUUUCGUGCGCUACGCACGAGUCUGCUUCGAGCGAUUGGGCGAUCGUGUUAAACACUGGAUUACUUACAAUGAGCCUGGUGUUUAUACACUGGCUGGUUAUGCCGCUGGCGUACAUGCCCCGGCUCGGUCUUCAUUCCGCGAUCGCAAUGCCGAAGGUGACUCGUCAACAGAGCCUUUUACUGUCGCUCACACGGAGCUUGUCUCCCAUGGCCACGUCUCUCGGAUGUAUCGUGAAGAAUUCCAGCCACACCAAAAGGGCACAAUUGGUAUUACUCUUCAUGGCAACUGGUCUGAGCCAUGGGACGAGGAAGAUCCCUUGGAUCAAGCCGCCGCCGAGCGCGCUCGCGAGUUCGAAAUCUCUUGGUUUGCCGACCCUUUGUAUAAGACGGGCGAUUAUCCCGCAUCGAUGCGUGCGCAACUGGGUGAUCGGUUGCCACGUUUUACGGCCGAGGAAUCCAAACUUGUUCUCGGCAGCUCGGAGUUCUAUGGCAUGAACAGCUAUACGACAUUUUUCGUGAAACACAAGACCACGCCAGCUGAUAUCAAUGAUCACAAGGGCAACGUGGAAAGCCAUGAUGAGAAUAAACACGGUGUCUCGCGUGGCGAGGAAAGUGACACACCUUGGCUUCGCGCUGCGCCUGAUGGAUUCAGAAAACUGUUGAACUGGAUCUACAAGCGAUACCAGAUGCCGAUCUAUGUCACAGAAAACGGCACGACCGCUAAAGGAGAGGUAGCGCCCACACCGGAGGUUCUCAACGACACGUUCCGCAUCAAGUUCUUCGAGGGUUAUGUUGGUAAUGCAUUGGCUCGAGCUGUUAAAGAGGACGGGGUGGACAUUCGGUCUUAUUUCGCGUGGACCUUCACAGAUAACUGGGAAUGGGCUGCUGGAUAUUCAGAUCGUUUCGGGUGUACAUUUAUUGACUACGAGUCGUCGGAGAAGAAACGCUACCCUAAACAGUCCGCUUACUAUCUGGACAAGAGGCAUAGAGGCUUAGUUCAGAUCGGUGUCGAACAUGGUCAGUCAUUGAAAGACCAGAUCCGCAGUCAAAUGCGUAUCUACGAAAGCAUGUUCGAAUACACCUCGAAGCUAUCUUGGCAAGAAGUUCGAGAAGUCGCCAAAGAAUUUGUACCUACGCUUCAAAGCCUGACUCCCCAUAUAUUUGCUGAGAUGGAAGGCAUUGCGGAGGGGGCUGAGGUCGACAUACUCGAUAUUGUGGCUCUGAACUGUCGAAGCGAAAUCGCCCUGGGCAAGUUCUCCGAUGGCUGUACCACGCUUUGCUGGAAGAAGAACGACGAUGUUCGUGUACUAUCGCAGAAUUGGGACUGGACUGCAACUGUUAAGAAGAAUUUGGCCAUGGUCUCUAUUGAGCAGCUUGGAAAGCCUACCAUAUACAUGGUCACUGAGGCUGGAAUCGUCGGCAAGAUUGGUUUCAAUUCCGCUGCAGUGGGGACAUGUCUCAAUGCCAUUCGUGCUAAACCCAUGAUUAGCAGCAAGCUGCCAAUCCAUGUCGCACUUAGACUAUGCCUGGAGAGUACCUCUGUUACCGAGGCUGUUGAAACUCUUGAGAAACUUGGCGGCGUUGCCUCUGCUCAGCACAUCUUGGUCGCAGACAGCACAACAGCCCUAGGGCUCGAGCUAUCGCCCGUUGGCAACAAGUAUAUCCCAGAGGACGCGUCCGGGCUGAUUGGCCAUACCAACCAUUUCAUCGAGAAUCGAUAUGUGGAGGAGCCCCCAUGGUUGUCCGGCUCGCCCAUUCGACUCAAGCGGCUGGACGAUCUGACGACAGAACUUAUCUCUAGCGGCGUGCAUGGUGAUGCCGUUUCUCCUGCUUUGUUGCGAGAACAGAUCUUCUCGGAUACUUAUAAUGCCCCGCAGGCAAUUGCCUGUCAGGAAGACGAAUCUCGCGAUGUCUCAACGCGUAGCAGUUCGUUAUUCAACAUCAUCAUGAAUUUGGACCCACGGAAUCUAGGUGCCGAGGUAGUCUGGGGUCGCCCUGGCUCUGGGGAAGAGGGACCUGUCCUUAAAAUGCCUUGGUGA